GCUCCCGGCCCGCGUUCCUCUGCAUCCCGGGAGCCCGCGCUCUGUGGCCGCGGGGCGGGCACUGAGCUUUGGGGGCCAGGCUGGGAGCGAGGAGCGGCGCAGCGCGGAGGAGCCGCACUGCACCUGCGCCCGCGGGGGCCCCGCGCCGAGCCCUGCGGGCUGGUGUUGCGCUCCGGCUCUCUAAACCCACCAGGCUCUUUCCCGUAAAGGACUUGUGCCUCUCUGCGUCAGUACCCAAACACAGAGAGCUUUGGACGUGGUGACAUGCUGCUGAUUUGGAAAUGUCCUUUGGGAAACAGCGUUGGGGAGGUGAAUUUGGCUUUGGGGAAAUGAAAUGUAGGUUGGUAUUUGGAAAAGGUUUAAUCUCCUAUUAGCGCAGAUGUCUCUGAGUCAGUUUGUGAGCGCAUCUAUGGGGCGGGGAGGGGCGGGGAGAGAGAACGAACUACCCACAUACUAUUUUGGAUGGGGGAUUAACACCUAUGCCAGGUGCUUAGUCCACUAGUCCAUGGAAAGGAAGCUACAAAUCCAGUUUUAGGCUUUACUAGUAUUGGGGAAUUUGCCUUAAGGCAGUUGAAGCCUUGUGACUCACGACAAAGUCCAGGUCUCAAUCCAAGGUACAAUGAAUUGAUAGGACUUUGUGGCAGAGAGUCACCCCUCAGUCAUAUCUUCAGACCAGCAAAAGAUAUUACAGGACUCAGAAUUUCUUUUUAAUUAGUGCAAUACUUUAAAUGUUUGUUUCCGCUUAAUUACAUCUUCAUAAAUAUAGUUUGUCCAAGUUUAACACGGAAGCUUGUUUCCCACCUCUAUUUCCUUCUUUCUCCAACUUCCUUCUGAUUGUAUCUUACUUUUUCCUGGAAAAGCACUUCCUAGCAUAAGACCAGUUGUUUCCUUUCUUUACCUAACCUGACCCUACUUGGACAUGAUUUGGGUUUGUCAAGAUGGCCUUGGCUUUAGCGACUCAAUCUUGAGCUCCUUCACGUGACCAUGGAUGCAAGUGGCACAAAAGAUUUUAAAAGUUUUCUUUCCUUGAGCAAGUGAAAAUGUUCUUUACACUUGGGUUGUCUUUUUGAGUGCCCCAACUUGAAGGGUCCUGGAAAAAUAUUCCAUUCAUUAGAGUAAGACAAGAUAACUGGAUAAUAAAGUCAGGGUGUGUAAGGUAGACAAUUCUUUACCCACUGCUCGGGAUACAUUUAAUAUAUGAGAGCCUUGAAGUACCGGGCUUGGGUGGUCUUAUGGAAGGUGCUUUGCCACUUGAUUUCAUGUAUACUCUUCUUUCAGAGUCAAGUUCUAUUGCUGUUUAGUGUUUUGUGACUGGUGAUUUUAUCGGCUGCUUAUUUUUAACUGGGUCUCAACCUUUUUGUGUAAGUGGGUGGCACCACGGAAGAGGGUGAGCAAGAGGCCACCUGCCCACCUGAGGGACAAGGUGCUACCAGACCCCCCUGGGUUAUCCCAGAACCAAGCAGCCAGGCCACCAGAUUUCAGGGCAGCCCCAAUGUGUGCCUGUUUGAGAACUCAAGAGUCACAUUUUGACGGAAUUAACUUAAAAUCCACCAAACUCACUGUGUUCCUGAACCGCCUUCCCAUUCAGUUGACACUUGGGUCUCCCAUAGAUGUAGCCUUAGGAUAAAGCAGGGAAUGGAAAGUCGCUGCGGUCUAAAAUAGGAAAUGGAAAGUUAGGUACUGAACGAAAAUUUACCGACUUGGAAAUACUCAUAGCAGCUGUGAUGAAAUAUGGGCUGUUUGUAAAUCAGAAACAAUCCCUGUGGUUCUUCCUUCACUCACCAUUGUUUUUAUGUUUUGGGUUUUGGGUUUUUUUGGCCUGCGGAAGUGAGUCUGUUAAGGCUCAUAACAGGAAAAGCCACACCCAUUUACUUUUGUUGCAUGGGUUUUGAUUUUUCAAGCUACUCUUAGGUGCAUGGUAAUUGCAUUUGCCCUUCUUGCAUAUCUUUAUAAAAUUACGUGUUCAGGAGUUUCUGAAUGCCAGUUCCUCUGACUCAUGAGCCAGUUCAUUGUGCUACCGUGUAUCAGUUGCACAAAGUUCUGUUCCCUAUGAUUUCAUCCUAGUGUGAUCUGGGAAAAAGAACAGGGCGGGUCAGGAACACCUGCGCGCACUUUAAUUUGGUGUUUGGUUAUGUCUGCAGAGUUGUUGAAACCAUUGAAGGGAAGGAACACAUCCCACCCACCUCGGGGAAGUGGCCUCUUCUGGCCAUGUCUCCCGCAGCUGCUGCCGAGCCAGAUGGGGUCCAGGGAGACAGGCGUGUCACCAAGCUCAUUUUCUUCCUUUUUGUCGUCGGUGCUAUCCUGCUGUGUGUGGGAGUCCUGCUCUCCAUCUUUGGGUUCCAGGCAUGCCAAUACGAAACCCUCCCAGACUGUAGCAUGGUGCUGAAGAUCUCCGGGCCCGCGUGUGCCGUGAUUGGGCUGGGGGCUGUGGUCCUGGCCCGCUCCCGGGCACAACUUCAGCGAAGUGAGGAGCGCCUGCGAGGCAACCGGGGGGCCUCCGACCGAGCCUUCCUCUGUGGGGAGAGCCGCCAGUUUGUCCAGUGUCUCAUCUUUGGGUUUCUGUUCCUGACGAGUGGUAUGCUCAUCAGCGUACUGGGCAUUUGGGUCCCCGGGUGUGGCUCAGACUGGGUGCAGGAACCGCUGAAUGAGACAGACACUGCUGACUCAGAGCCCCAGAUCUGUGGAUUCCUGUCCCUGCAGAUCUUGGGACCCUUGAUUGUGCUUGUGGGAUUGUGUUUCUUCGUGGUUGCCCAUGUUAAGAAGAGAAACAACUCGAAUGUGGGCCAGGAUGCUUCUGAAAGUGAAGAGAGACAGACCCAGAACAUGGAGCCCGUCCAGGUCACUGUAGGUGAUGCCGUGAUCAUAUUCCCACCUCCUCCACCACCUUACUUUCCUGAGUCUUCAGUUUCUGCAGCUACUCGGAGUCCUGGGGCUGACGGUUGGCUCCCAAAUGAAAGUCCACCUUCAUAUUACAGUAUUUUUAACUAUAGUUUGUCUGCCUUCCAUUAGCUGUCUCAGAAGAUGAAGUAGCAGAGAAGAGUAACUGUGUGUGUGCAUGUUCUCUUCGGAAGGCAGCUAUGUGUUUGUACUCUACGUCUUUUCAAUGACAAGGGGAAUGACAACAGGAGUGAGACAGUCUUAAAGUAACCAUGAGUUCUAAGGACAGGAAGGGGUAAGAAAUCAAAACAUAUCUAUGCAGAAUAGAAUAUGGAAGAAAUUACUCUGGAGACCCUUGCAAAUGUUUCCAAAUGCAUCUAAUUAAACACGUGAAAAGAACCUGGUAGUUAAGGCAUGUGACUGAGUCCCUCUGCUCCCUUUCAUGUUCUCUCUCCUUCUUCAUAGGAUCCCAACUCCUGAGGGCCAAGGCGCAGCCUCCGAGAGAGACGGUGAAUCUAUAUAUACUAUUUCUGGGACUGCUUCAUCCUCUGAGACCUCACACACUCCCUGUCUCUCAUCUGAAUUGCCUCCCAGAUAUGAAGAAAAAG
Messenger RNA from Orcinus orca (killer whale), 3485 nucleotides. RefSeq names its product transmembrane protein 171 (gene TMEM171). The record is from RefSeq and is a predicted model, not a curated record. The transcript has 3 exons. NCBI's taxonomy places the organism in Eukaryota, Metazoa, Chordata, Mammalia, Artiodactyla, Delphinidae. The coding region runs from base 2209 to 3009 and encodes 266 amino acids.